AUGACCAUGAAUGAAGGUGGUAGUAGUGGCGGUAAAAAACAAUUUUUGAGCAGUAAGAGAAAGAAACCUACGGGGGUUAAUUAUUUGGCUCCACGAACUACUGUUGGGUCUCAGCCUUUAAUUAGGAGUGUUUUGGCUGGAAAAGAUGCAAAGUGGAGAGCAGACAUGUCUGUUGCACGAUUCUUUUAUGAUGCUUGCAUCCCAAUGAAUGCUUUAAACUCAAUUUAUUUUCAGCCUAUGUUGGAUGCUACAGCUAUAAUUGGCCCUGGUUAUAAACAACCUACCUACGAUGCUAUGUGUGUGAAUUUAUUGAGAGAUGCUAAGAAGGAAGUCCAAUUACUUGUUGACAAUUAUAAGAGUAUUUGGGAAGAGGUUGGAUGUACAUUAAUGGCUAAUGGUUGGACUAAUACUUGCCAUAGGUCAUUGAUUAAUUUUCUCGUAUACUGUCCUAAAGGUGUUUGCUUUAUAAAAUCAGUGGAUGCUUCAGAUGUUGUAAAGGAUGCCUUUACAUUGUUCAAGUUGUUUGAGGAAAUGGCUUUAUGGGUUAGACCAAACAAUAUUGUCCAUGUUGUCACAGAUAAUGGAUCAAAUUUUAAAGCUGUUGGAAGAAUGUUGUUUGAGAAGUAUGAGAAUAUUACUUGGUCGCCCUUGCAUCUUGCAAAACGUGCUUCUGAAGUGACCAAGUUUGUGUAUAAUCACACAAUUUUGAUAGCUUGGUUGAGGAAAAGAGAGGGUUGGAAAGAAAUCAUACGAUCAGGUGCACCUCGGUUUGCUACUACUUUCAUUGCAUUACGAAGUCUACAUGAGCACAAACAUGACUUGCAAGCUAUGGUGACUGAUAGGUUUUAUGUGGACUCUCCAUAUGCCAGAAGUAGUAAAGGCAAGAAUGUUAUUCCCAUAAUUCUAGAUAAUGAAUUUUGGGACGACAUGGGUUUAAUUUCCAAAAUUGUGGCUCCUUUGAUGCGUUUGUUGUGGAUUGUAGACUCAGAUGAGAGACCUGCAAUAGGAUAUGUGUAUGAUGGCAUGCAUAGAUCCAAAAAAGUGAUCAAGAAGUUCUUUAAAAAGAAAAAGACAUUGUACAAGCCUUAUACUGAAAUUAUUAAGCUGCAAUGGGAUAGGCUUUUGCGCCGCGACACAUUCAUGCUGCUGCUUAUUAGUUGA
Molecule: messenger RNA, 1161 nt
Organism: Pistacia vera
Lineage: Eukaryota; Viridiplantae; Streptophyta; Magnoliopsida; Sapindales; Anacardiaceae
Exons: 3
Coding region: 1-1161 (386 amino acids)
Source: RefSeq, a predicted model, not a curated record